Messenger RNA from Trichomycterus rosablanca, 1471 nucleotides. It is a transcript of the gene agpat4, whose product is annotated as 1-acylglycerol-3-phosphate O-acyltransferase 4 (lysophosphatidic acid acyltransferase, delta). Bases 237 to 1373 code for a protein of 378 amino acids. Lineage: Eukaryota; Metazoa; Chordata; Actinopteri; Siluriformes; Trichomycteridae. Gene Ontology annotation, cellular component: endomembrane system; mitochondrial outer membrane. Gene Ontology annotation, molecular function: 1-acylglycerol-3-phosphate O-acyltransferase activity. The transcript has 9 exons. The record is from RefSeq and is a predicted model, not a curated record.
GACAGCUUGUCGUUACCCACCCACCCACGCGUGGGGUGUUGAACCGUUCAGGAACGCACCACAGCCUGGAACGCCUGACUCUUGGUGUUCCUGUUCCACCAGUAGGGUGUGGCUUCGGAUUCAGUUCACGACUGAAGUGUGGGAUUUAAAGUGAAAGUUGGAGGACGCUGGAAUCUAUCUCAAGGUUGGAAUUCGCCCAGACAUCGAAGGAAACCCGAUGCCCCGCCCGGCUCGCCAUGGAACUCUCCGGAAUGCUGAAGACCCAGUUCCUCUGUCACCUCGUCAUCUGUUACGUGUUCCUGGUCAGCGGCCUCAUCGUCAACCUCCUGCAGUUCCUCACGCUCCCGCUGUGGUUCGUUAGCAGACAGCUGGCCCGCAGGAUCAACUGCAGACUGGCGUACUGCGUCAGCAGCCAGUUGGUGGCGCUGUUGGAAUGGUGGUCCGGGACCGAAUGCACGCUGUACACCGACCCCGAAUCCUACCGCUUCUACGGUAAAGAAAACGCCAUCGUCAUCCUCAACCACAACUACGAGAUCGAUUUCCUGUGCGGCUGGACCUUCUGUGAAAGGUUCGGUGUUUUAGGGAGCUCAAAGGUCCUGGCGAAGAAGGAGCUGGCGUACGUGCCUGUGAUCGGCUGGAUGUGGUACUUCCUGGAGAUCGUCUUCUGCAAGAGGAAAUGGGAGGAGGAUCGGACCACGGUGGCGCAGAGCCUCAAGCGGCUUCAGGAUUAUCCUGAGAACUUCUGGUUCCUCCUGUACUGCGAGGGCACUCGCUUCACCGAGAAGAAACACAAGAUCAGCAUGGAGGUGGCGGAGAAGAAAGGCCUCCCGAAACUCAAGUACCAUCUCCUGCCUCGCACCAAGGGCUUCUGCGUCACCGUCCAGAACCUCAGGGGGAAAGUCGCCGCCGUCUACGACUCCACGCUCAACUUCCGAAACAACCAGAACCCAACGUUGCUCGGAGUUCUGCACGGGAAGAAGUACCACGCAGACCUCUACGUGAGGCGGAUUCCGCUGGAGACGAUCCCGGAGGACGAGGACGAGUGUGCCGCCUGGCUCCACAGACUCUACCAGGAAAAGGACGAGUUGCAGGAACAGUACGGUCAGACCGGGCGUUUCCCCGGGCCCAUCCGGAGCCCCCCGCGCCGCCCCUGGUCCCUGCUCAACUGGCUGUUCUGGCUCUGCCUGCUCAUCUUCCCUCUCGGCCUGCUGCUGCUUCAGGUGUUGCGGUCGGGUUCGGCCUUCACGCUGGUCACUACGCUUCUUCUGUGCGUCGCAGCCUCGGUCGGGGUGCGCUGGAUGAUCGGCCAGACGGAGAUCAACAGAGGCUCCAGCUACGGCGGCCAGAACGGAACGCCCCGAAACAACGACUAAGCAGGCGGAGUCACGAAUCUCAGACGGAUGCCACCCGAGCCGGGCACCGAGAUAGUCACUCGAGUAUUUCGGGACACCAGCAGCCACUCUGAAUUCUU